CUCUCUCAAUCUGGCAUGUUCUCUCUGGUUCUUCACAUUUCCUUGCUCCAAUUUCAGACCUUCCCUUCUACGCCCUAGCCAUGGCGUCCAAGGGCAAGGGGAUCGCCAAAGAUGCCUCUCCCGGUAAACGGAAGCUUCGCGAUGAUAAUAAUUCCUCCGCAGCCCGCAAGAGGAGGGACCGGAGCGUUCUCCAGUUCUUUGAGGAUGUCACUCCUGAUUUCGGUGGCGAAAGCGAUGACAGUGAUUUUUUUGAUGGUUUCAUGGAGGAAGAUUUUGAGACAAUACCGGCUUUUAAGAAUGAUGAUGCAAAAGCUCAAAAUAUUCCAUUCUUCCCAAAAGAAGAAGAAAUGAAUGAAGAAGAAUUUGAUAGAAUGAUGGAGGAACACUACAAUCAAGGUCCUGGAUACGGUGCAUUUGCAGAAGAAAAUUAUGAGAACAAAAAUUCAACUGGAAGAAACCCUCCCCUGCAAUCUGCCAGGGAUACUAUCUCUCUGUGGAAGGUUAAAUGCAUGGUUGGGCGUGAGCGGCAAUCAGUUUUUUGUCUUAUGCAGAAAUUUGUUGAUUUGAACUCAUUUGGUACCAAGCUACAGAUAAAAGCUGCAUUUUGUGUGGAGCAUGUAAAAGGUUUUAUUUACAUUGAAGCUCCUAGGCAGUAUGAUUUGAUUGAGGCAUGUAAAGGCAUAAGUGGAAUAUAUUCUACCCGUGUAGCUUCUGUUCCAGAAAACGACAUCUCUCAGUUACUUACUGUUCGAAGUAGAGUCAGUGAAGUUGCUGUGGGUACCAUGGCUCGUGUAAAAAAUGGAAAAUACAAGGGAGACCUUGCUCAGAUUGUUGCGGUCAACAAUGCACGCAAGAGAGCGACAGUGAAACUGGUUCCAAGGAUUGAUCUCCAAGCAAUGGCUGAAAAAUUUGGUGGAGGAUCAGCUGCUAAGAAAACUUCCAAUCCCGCACCACGAUUGAUCAACUCUAGCGAACUUGACGAAUUUCGACCACUUAUGCAAUUUAGGCGUGACCGUGAAACUGGAAAGCUUUUUGAGUUUCUUGAUGGGAUGAUGCUCAAGGAUGGAUAUCUAUAUAAAAAAAUUUCUUUAGAUUCAUUAAACUGCUGGGGGGUGAUGCCAUCUGAAGAUGAGCUCUUAAAGUUCAAGCCUCCUGAGAGCAAUGAAUCUCAUGAUCUGGAGUGGCUUUCUCAACUUUAUGGUGAAAAGAAGAAAAAGAAGAUUAUUAGGACUGAAAAAGGGGGUGGAAAAGGAGAGGGCUCAUCGGGGUCUUGUUCCACGAGCAGCUUUGGAGAUCAUGAUCUUAUCUGUUUUGGCCGGAAAGAUUUCGGGAUGAUAUUAGGAAUGGAAAAAGAUGAUAGCUACAAGAUUUUGAAGGACAGCCCUAAUGGAUCUGUUGUGGUGAAUGUGCAACGGAAAGAGUUAAAAGGUGGGUCUUUGGAUGCCAAAUUUACUGCUGCCGAUCACAAUGGAAAGAUGAUCUCUGUUUCAGACAAUGUCAAAGUUUUGGAAGGAUCAUUGAAGGAUAAGCAAGGGAUUGUUAAGCAUGUAUACCGACACACAGUAUUUGUAUAUGAUGAGAAUGAGAUGGAAAACGAUGGUUAUUUCUGCUGCAAAUCUAACAAGUGUGAGAAAAUCAAGAUUUCUUAUGAUGCACCUAGUGGAAAGGAGGAUGACAAGGGUUUCUCUGGUUUUGAGGAUUUCUCCUCUUCUCCCAAGUCACCUCUAUCACCUAAAAAGCCAUGGGCAGAGAAGGAAACUGGUCGUGAGUACAACCGUGAUGACAGAGGAGAUGGAAUGUUCUCCAUUGGUCAGACCUUGAGAAUACGUGUUGGUCCUUUAAAGGGAUACCUGUGCCGUGUUAUAGCUGUACGCAAAAGAGAUGUUACAGUGAAGCUUGAUUCUCAACAAAAGGUUCUUACAGUCAGAUCAGAUUUUCUUUCAGAGGUACAGAGAAAGAGCUCUGCAGUGUCUCUUAGUGAGGAUCCCCUAAAACCAUUCGAUAUUCUGGGAAAUGAAGGCAGCUCCCAAGAUUGGAUGGGCGGUACAGGGUCAUCUGCAGGUGGUGAUGGCUGGAAUUCUACCGGGCCUUCGUCAGAAGGAAAUCCUUGGCCCAGUUUCCCUGAGUCCAGUACCUUGAAUGGUCCAGGGUCCAGUUCCACGAAUCCUAUUGGUUCUGAAAGUUUUGAUGCUAAAAAAGACGAAGAUUCUCCUUGGGUGAGCAAGUCGACUCCAGAUGCAAGCACUUCCUGGGGUGCUGCAAAAUCAAGUGUUGAUACUGCCAACAAUGGUCAAGCAUCUGGAUGGGGAAAGAGCGAUUCGUGGGGCAAAACUAUUGCCAAAACUUGUUCUGAUGGCAAUGCCUCUGGUGCCUGGGGCAAAACUGCUGUACCUAGUGGAGAUUCUGCAGGCCUUACUGAACAUACUUGGGACAAGUGGGACAAAGGAAAGCAGGUAUCUUCUGAUAAUCAGACAGGAAACUGGGGUGAUGGAACAUCUGGAAAGAACGAACACAGUGCAUGGAGCAGAGAUAAAGAUGCAGAAUCUGGGGGGUGGAAAAAGACUCAAAGUGCUAAUUUUGAUGAUGAUAAGACUCCAGCGGAAUCCGCAGGUGACUGUACCAAUCCUGAAGCAGAAAAUAAGGUGAAUCCAAGUGGCUGGAAUGAAGGCACUUCAAUGAAGGGAAGUCAAACAUCAAACUGGGGUAACCAGGAUGAGACAGGUGGUUGGGGUAAACCGAAGAACGUGGGUAAUGGUGGCAGUUCAGCUUGGAAUAAAUCUACUUCUGGUGAUGGAGCUGUAGAAAACGACAGUUGGAAUAAACCAAAACUUUGUAGUCAUGAUGAAAAUAUUGGGAAAAAAGGAUGGGGACAGAGUAAUGAAGCCAGUGAUAAUGGUAACAAAUGGCAGAGUUCAAGGUCUGAUGGUGGAACAAAAUGGGGCACUAAUGAAUCAGAACAUGAGGGUGGGAAAGAUAAAUCUGAUUCCUCAAGUUUGACAACUCCCAGAGGAGAUCAAUCGGUGGGAGGUUGGGAUAAGCAGCGCAGUUCAAAUGAUACGAAAGCCUCUGAGGAAAAUUCUCCUUGGAAUAAGAAAUCUGUUGAAAGUGGUAAAGAUGGCGAGCUCAAGAAUCAAGGCAGUGGUUGGAAUGUUGGAAAAACUUCCGGUGGAGAUUCUGCAUCUGGGUGGGGUCAGGCCAGCAAGGAAGCUGGUUCAAGUGACCUAGCGGGUAACUGGGGUUCAAACUGGAAAAAGAAUUCUGAUGUUGGGAAUGAGGAUUCUAGUUUGGCCAAGAAAAGCAACUGGAGUUCUGGAAGUGGCAAUUCUAACUGGGGCGAGAAAAGUAACUGGAACUCCGGAAAUGAAUAUAAUGCUAAUCAUUCCACCGGUGGUGCUGAAGCUCAAACUGACGUUUCAAAUGAUACCUCAGGUUAUGGAAGUUGGAGGGAAGAAAAUAGUGAUAGAGGAGGAUAUAGAGGUAGAGGUGGUUUCAGAGGAAGGGGUGAAAGGGGCCGGUUUGGUGGUAGAGGCAGAUCUGAUAGAGGUGGUUUUGGCAGAGGAGGAUUUGGAGGCAGAGGCCGUGGGAGAUGGAAUAGUGAAGGUGGUUCAAAUGGUGGUGACAAUAAAGGGUGGAGUAGUGGUGGUGGUGGUGACAAUAGAGGGUGGAGCAGUGGUGGUGGUGGUGGUGAUGACAAUAAAGGGUGGAGUAGUGGUGGCGGUGGCGAAGACAAUAAAGGGUGGAGUAGUGGUGGUGCUGGCGGCGGUGACAAUAAAGGGUGGAGUAGUGGUGGUGGAGGUGACAAUAAAGGAUGGAGUAGUGGUGGUGGUGGUGACAAUAAAGGAUGGAGCAGUGGUGGUGGUGACAAUAAAGGUUGGAGCGGUGGUGGUGGUGGUGGGAGCAGUGACUGGGAGAGAUCUGGAUCAGAUCGAGGUGGAUUUGGUGGCAGAGGUCGUGGAAGAUGGAGCAGUGGAAGUGGUUCAAACGACGGUGACAGGGAGAAAUUUGGAUCAGACCGAGGUGGAUUUAGAGGCAGAGGCCGUGGAAGAUGGAACCAAGAAGGUGGCUCACAUGAUGGUGACAAUGGAGGGUGGAGGGGCGGUAGAGGUGGAUAUGGAGGUAGAGGCCGUGGAAGAUGGAAUCAAGAAGGUGAUUCAAAUGAUGGUGACAAUGGAGGAGGAGGAGGAGGUUGGAGUAGCGGUGGUGGUGGUGGUAGCUGGGGGAAGUCCGGAUCAGACAGAGGAGGGGGGUUUGGAGGUAGAGGCUCUGGCAAAUGGAACCAAGAAGGUGGUUCAAAUAAUAAUGGAAGGUGGAGCAGUGGCGGUGGUGCAGGGUCUUGGAACCAAGGAGGUGAUGAAAAGAACCAGCCGCAGAGCUGGAAGCCGAGCAAUGAUGGUGGCGACAAAUUUGGUGGUCAGCAGGGAUCAGGUUGGAAGGAACCAACAAGUGGGAAUGAGCCAAAUAAUUGGAAAUCGUCUGGUUCUUCCGGUGCGGAUCAUAAUUCUGGGUGGAACAAAUCAACGACAGGCAAGGAGAUUGAAGAGAGUGAUAGUCAGAAGAACAGCUGGAGCCAAGCAACAAAGGUGGAUGAUGCUCAUGGCGGCGGAGGCUGGCAGAAGCCAGCAUCUGGUUGGAAUGGAGGAACUGAGAAUCAAACAGUAAAGAAUGAUGUGAAUGCAAGUGCUAAAGAUGGAGGUUGGGGGAAGCCUGCUUCUGGUUGGAAUGAGGGAAGUGGAAAUCAGGGCAACAAUAAUUGGAAAUUUUCAGAGACUUCUGGUGAGGGUCAAAGUUCCACCUGGAACAAAGAAGCCAAUGUAGGUGCCCAAGAAGGAGGAGAAGAAGGGGGUUCGGAGAAGCCGACGUCCAGUUGGAAUGCCGAGCAGCCUCAAGGAGGAGGAGGAGGGGGUUCAGAGAAGCCUACGUCCAGUUGGAAUACCGAGAAGCCUCAAGGAGGAGGAGGAGGAGGGGGUUGGGAGAAGCCUACGUCGAGUUGGAAUACCGAGCAGCCUCAAGGAGGAGGGGGUUUGGAGAAGCCUCCAUCCAGUUGGAAUACCGAGAAGCCUCAAGGAGGAGGAGGGGGUUCGGAGAAGCCAAUGUCGAGUUGGAAUACUGAGCAGCCUCAAGGAGGAGGAGGGGGUUCGGAGAAGCCAAUGUCGAGUUGGAAUACUGAGCAGCCUCAAGGAGGAGGAGGAGGUUGGGAGAAGCCUACGUCCAGCUCGAAUACCGAGCAGCCUCAAGGAGGAGGAGGAGGAGGAGCUUGGAGUAAAUCCAGUUCUGCCGAGGACGGGAAGUCGUCAUCCGGUUGGGGUCGCUGAUGGAUAUGGUAAUAUCUCAAUUUAAGUUUAGUAGGUAGACAAACCAAGAGGGUGUUUUAACUGUUAAGAAGACUGUUUCUUUUUAAGGGCACUUGUGAAAAUCUUUAUGACAUUUGAAUAUUCUAGGCGAUGCCAUGGAUUAUAAUCACAAACUAUCAUUCUGUGUAGUUCACGUCUUUGAGCAUGUUUGAUUAUAACUAGGGAGGUUAUAGGAUCCAAAUACUUUUCUCAUGGGGCUUGUGGAUGUCUUUCCCUUCCGAACAUCCGAACAUGUUUAUAAAUUCUGAGUGGCAGUGCCCGUGCAUUACUGU
Cucurbita moschata (crookneck pumpkin) is the source of this 5623-nucleotide messenger RNA. Its product is annotated as protein RNA-directed DNA methylation 3-like. Bases 81 to 5312 code for a protein of 1743 amino acids. Gene Ontology annotation, molecular function: mRNA binding. Gene Ontology annotation, biological process: transcription elongation by RNA polymerase II; regulation of transcription by RNA polymerase II; regulation of DNA-templated transcription elongation. Gene Ontology annotation, cellular component: DSIF complex. NCBI's taxonomy places the organism in Eukaryota, Viridiplantae, Streptophyta, Magnoliopsida, Cucurbitales, Cucurbitaceae. The record is from RefSeq and is a predicted model, not a curated record. The transcript has 18 exons.